Cottoperca gobio is the source of this 1881-nucleotide messenger RNA. RefSeq names its product tubulin polymerization-promoting protein family member 2 (gene tppp2). Gene Ontology annotation, biological process: positive regulation of protein polymerization; microtubule polymerization; microtubule bundle formation. The transcript has 4 exons. The record is from RefSeq and is a predicted model, not a curated record. The coding region runs from base 160 to 696 and encodes 178 amino acids. Gene Ontology annotation, molecular function: tubulin binding. Gene Ontology annotation, cellular component: microtubule. Lineage: Eukaryota; Metazoa; Chordata; Actinopteri; Perciformes; Bovichtidae.
CGUCAUUGUGAGAAAGCCUGGGAGUGGCAGGAAGGAGGAGAGGCAGAGGAGAAAGAAGAAAAAGAAAAAGGCGGAGGAAGACAAAGAGGUCGAGCAGCUGUACGCAAAUCAGGAUUUUUCUGAAUAUUCUCACAGCAUCCAUCCAUUUACGGCAGCAGUAUGGCUGAAGUCUCAGUGUCUGUAGCAGAGAUAGAGACCUCCUUCCAGAAGUUUGCAGUCCAUGGAGACACUAAGGCCAGAGGGAAGGAGAUGAACGGCAAGAACUUUGCUAAGCUCUGCAAGGACUGCAACAUCAUCGACGGCAAGAACGUCACCACGACAGAUGUUGACAUAGUUUUCAGCAAAUUCAAGGCAAAGUCCGCUCGUGUAAUCACAUUUGAGCAGUUCAACCAGGCCCUGACAGAGUUGGCUCCCAAACGUUUUAAAGGCAAAAGCAAAGAGGAGUCGCUUCAGCAGCUCUAUGGUCUCAUUGUUGGUAAGGGGCCUGCCAACGUCGGAGUAACUAAAGUGGCAAAGGCUUCAGCAGUGGACAGACUGACCGAUACCACAAAGUACACUGGAGCACACAAGGAGCGGUUUGACGACUCGGGCAAAGGAAAAGGAAAGGUCGGCCGCGAGGACGUCCCAGACAAAAGUGGCUAUGUGGGAGCUUACAAGGGCAGCGGCACUUAUGAUGAAAAAGUGAAAGAAGCAUAAUUCUGAUGACAGAUUAUGAUAACAUUGUUUCAAUAACUUGAAUUUGAGGUGUUAAAAAAACUAAAUUCAUUGGCUACUCUAUUUUUCAAGACAAAAAAAAUAUACUGUAGUCUUUUGGGCCUAAAGCAUUCAUAACACUUAUUAGACCCAUGAAAUAAAAAUUUCAAGGUUUUCACAAGUGACAACCAGGAUGAGUAAUUGAAAGGCAAUAUUUUCUGAAAAUAAUCCAAAAAUAAUGAACUUUUUUGCUGCAGUAAGUACAUACAUGUUUACUGAGGCGUAGCAUGACCAAAUGGUCGUGUUCUGUAUAUUUUCAAUCAUUCUACAGCGACCAAAAGAUAAAACUGUACUUGUAGCCAAGCAUGCUUUAUAGAAACUAUAGCUUAACACUGUGCCUUUGUGUUGAUGUAGCCGCUAGCAUGAAGCUUUAAUAUACAGUAAUGUGCUGCUAUUCUCACUUACCUUGAUGCAAUAGAUGAUGCUUUUGCUGGUUUCAAGAAAUGACACUGCGUAAGUAGUUACUUGCUGAGCUUAUCACUUCGCUACAUGACCAAUUAGUGCCAAUUAUUUUUCUUAUCAUGGAAUUUAUUCAUAUAAUUGAAUUACGUUUAUAUUUACAAGAGAAACAUGUAACAAGCAGUGAAGAACAUAGAAUGAUACUGUGCUGAUGAAGCUACAGUACAGGAUACAUCACAUUUAUUCCUCAUUUCUUACUUACUGGUAACAUUAUGGUGUGUUUCUUGAUGCUCAUAUAAUGUAUUUUCUUUUCUUCCAAGGUUGUAUCAAUUAUGAACGUCACUUUUCUGUGAAUGUGAACUUCUAAAUAGCUAUAUGAAAAUUACACAUAUACAUGCAUAUAUAUUGAAAGAGUUUACAUUAUAAUCCUCUGAAAACCAAAAACAGAAACUUAACUCAAACAAAAAGGAAACCACAGGAGUGGAUUUAGAGUAUUGUAAAAUAAAAUGGUCAUUGUAUGUUGCACAUGUUUAAAGAUCCUCCAUAUCUCACACAAUAGGCCUGAGCUGGUAAGAAUCACCUGUGUUUUGUGUGGAUAGUACCAUUGACUUCCUUAAUAGCCUGUAUUCUCUGCAUCGCCAUGCUCAACUCAUGAUUCACUAUAAUCACUGAGAUCUAAUACGUUAUGAAGAAAUAAUUCAAUAAAUAAAUACCAUAUGGUAGAACGUU